AUGAUCUGGGUGCGCUAUCUCCCUCGCAAUCCUCGAUUCGAUCUCCGCCAGUGUCGGACUUUAACCACGGGCCCAACCAGCAUAGUAAACGUUAGGCCUGUGAGGAUAAAGAGGCCAUGGUUCAAACGAUUUGCUACUAGUAUCCUCGUUUACGGCGUCGCAUUCCAACUCUGGACUUCCCUGGUAUAUUUACAACUCGAGAAGAGUACUUUGAACGAUUCCUCGUCUACAGGUCCUUCCGGGGUAUUGAGCGAAACCCGAAUCAUUGAAGGAAAUAAAAAGGCUGUCCAUGAUGAGGAGGAAGAGAAUGUCACAUUCAUACCCCUGACCUGGCCUCGACUUCGUCCUGGUGAUCUCUACAAAAAAAGCGACCCAGAAUGGCAAGCUAUUCAAAAAUAUGCCAAAAACGCGGAAAAGACAAGUGUAUUGAUUAAGGAAUUGGAAGGGCUGGUGCUUGCUAAAUUGUCACUUCAACCAAGAUUCGUACGCGCUCUCGGAGGGAAGCCACUCAAGGUUGAGGAGAGCUGGCUGCUAGCUCAUUCACCAUUCCGUGCUCCACCACAGUAUGAAACCAUUGGUUUGGCCAUCGCAGAUGAUGAGAUAGCCUUCAUAUCAAAGCCCAUUCCCCGCGAGCAAGGCCAUUUGCUGACAGCAGCACUCUUUCCAACUGCUGUGGCUUCUGCAAUGUAUGAGGCUGGUUCGGUUCUUUGGAAGCGAAAGGUACAACGAUUUCAAAACUAUCUUGGACCAGAGGAUCGUUCCACCAGAGAUGCUAUCGCGACUUUAAAAAAUAUCGAUUUUCAAUCAGAUUUGAAUCCUUCGACCAACGUCAGUUUACAAAGUUUUUCCGACUGGGAAAAAUCACUUUCUUCAGGCGCUGUUGAGGAGAUUGAGCCCCCAGCAGCACCAGCGACGACGGAUAUGUCGAGGCCUCAAUCUCAGCCUGAUUCUUCUCGUAUACCUACAGCACUCUCUUUGGUGCAGAGUUUUUCUUCUCAGUACAAAGGCUCUGAUUUCUACCUUGCUUACCUUACUUUCAAGCUACAUUUGAUGAGAAACAGAGCACUCCAAAAGAAAAUACCGCCGCGCGGUGUGUUUUAUAUUAGCGGGCCCAUAGGCAUCAAGGGUCCCAAAGGAGAAUGCAGAGUUGAGGUUCUCGGUGAAUAUGAUCCCGCCGAGAAGAAGUGGUGCUCGUUGAUGGUUGAUCUGAAAGACCUUCGGCAAGAUGGUCAAAAGCCACUUGGAUAUCAUCGUGAAUAA
Molecule: messenger RNA, 1260 nt
Organism: Talaromyces marneffei
Lineage: Eukaryota; Fungi; Ascomycota; Eurotiomycetes; Eurotiales; Trichocomaceae
Exons: 4
Coding region: 1-1260 (419 amino acids)
Source: RefSeq, a predicted model, not a curated record